CUCUUCACAGCAAUUAGAAGAGAACGAGUGUCAAUAAAUUUCCAAAAGGUAUGGAAGUGAAUUUGUAAAUAUAGCGACUUUUGCGCUCCGUUUGUGAAAUCCUCGAAGCCGAAUGCUGAUGUUGCACGCGCAAGAGAAGCAAUGUAUCAUCAACAAUCGGAGUUGUUUUUCUUCGAUCAGUGUGGCACGAGACGAAAGUACAAACGCUUUCGAAAGCCAACCGAGUUGUUACCGUUUUCGUUACGACUCACGGGUCUCAGUGGAGCGGUUAAAGUUGAAGCCUAUCUUAAACAACAGCAACAAAAGGCUGGUGACGCCGCACAAGGGAAGGAAAAGAGUUUUGCGGCUGAAAACAGCGAGACACCCGAGUCUCGGCCGGCUGGUGCGCUCAACAACUUCCCUCUACCCAAAGCUGAUCACUCGGCAGAGAUCGACGGUAAAAGACCACAUCCUGCUGGUGGGAAAUUAUUGAAUUUACCAGACAUCGGUUUAAACUCAGGAGGGUUUAAUUCUCCACCAGCGAUUAGGAGUUUUGAACAACUGGAAGGAGACGAUGACGAAGAAGACACUCAGAGAUUCUUGUUCGAGGAGAACAAGUUCGCCUCCCAAAAUCUGCUAGCUCAGCUGGGACGGUUACUCGAUCAGAUUCAUCAACAACAAUUAGAAGAACUAGAGGAAAUUGAAUCAACUAGUUUACAUUUUUGUCGGGUUGCAAGUCCUGUAGCUGAAGUUGGAGAAGAUAGCAUUGUUUCUGAAACUAUUCGCAGUGGGGGAGUUGUAAUUUCUUUACCGGACGACUUGCACAAAAAGCUAAGUGCUAAUUUCGAAGAACUUUCAGCUGGAGCUUUAUAUCUGCGACGUGAGUGGCAAACUACAAGCUACAGAGAACAAGCGAUCUUGCAGAAACGUCUAGGGCUCAUGUCUGAAUCGAAUACCAAUGUAGACGCUUCCAAAUCGGGGCACGAUAAAUCGUCGCCGUCCACAGGAAUAAUGGAUCACAACAAAACGAUAAGCGAUGAUAAGUUAGCGGCAAUUAGAGCAUCCGAAUCAAAAGAUAAGCGAAGACAAUCGACUUUUGGAGAAUCUCUUUCUAAAUUAGACACCACAGAUGAACUCAAUUUAGGAUCACAAACUCCUGCGACAGAUCACAGCCAUUCUGACAAUCAACCUCGUCGAGAGUCUUCACGUCUUUCGUUUAACUUUGGGAAAAAAACACGGUUGGAAAAGUUCAAAGCAUUAAACGAUAAAGCUUUAAGUGGUGAGUCAAUUACCUGUAUCCGUAUUUUGAUUUUAUUCAGAAAUAUUUUGGUGUAGAUUUGAAAAUCAGAAAUUGAAAUUAACAUGCCGGCGAAUAAUCAAGCGGGUUCUGUUAUUUUUGGCAGCUGAUGUCACGAAAUGUGUAUAAUUUAUUUGGUGAAACAAAAGGUUUAUUUUUUGCUGAAUUAAACCUUUUGAUAACAGUUUUUAUGGGACACAAUAGAAAAAAUGCGGAACAAUUAGUAGUUAAGUGUUACAUUUAUCAACAAAUUUCUACUCACCUUCCACGUAUUUUCUUUCUUAAAAUAAAACUUAUCUCCUUUAGUCUAAUUUUUGAUUACAAUUUAACUACUCCCCCCCCUCCUUGAAGAUUUACAUUACUACUAGCUAUUUGUUAUUUCUGAGUCCAUGCCCUUCCAGGGAUCAUUUUCUUAUUGGUAAAGCUGUGAACUCUAAUUAUUUGAAGCAAACUACAAAUAUGAUCGAAAAAAAAAUCUUAAAACUAUUUCAAUAAUAAUUUCUUGUAUUAAACUCUCCCCUGAAGUUUUCUUAUUUAAGAAAUUAAAUGGUGAAUGUAAUACUUUGUGUGUUAAGGAGACUGAUAACUGAGCAAGAUGAAGCCACUUGUAUUUGCAAGAUUAGCUCAUAUUGCUCUUGCAGACAGUGCCCUCUUUGAUCUUGAAGAAAGUGAACUGCUGGUGGCUCAGGUGCUCAUAGCCUAGUGUUUCUUCCUACAGCCUAACCAAACUGAGUGUCUUGCAUUUAUUUUGCAUUUUUUUAAAAAAAUAUAUUUGCCAUGUGUAAUGUGGUUCACUGGUGGAGGGGUUUAGGCCUUUUUGAUUUGUAACCUGUAUAUAAAGUUUGUAUACAAAUAUCAUUUUUUGUUCAAAACUUUCAGAGAAAAAAAAGGCAGGUCUUGAUGAGGAUGAUGACACUCAGAAUGACAAUGAUGGUGAGUAUUGUUUCCUAUGGUUUGUUGCUUGAUUUUUUUCUUUUUAAUUUUUUAAUAAAAGUAUAUUAAUUAUCUUUUACAUGGUGAGAGCAGUAACACAAAGAAUAGAUGUGGAUUCCAUGAUCACAGCUGCAAAAAUUAGUUUGCGUUUUCAGUGCUUCUGCAGUUAAUUAUACAGUAAGGGUCUUCAUCUUCCUGUCAUGUUAUUGGGAACUGGGCCAGUGCUUCAACUCACAUUUGUUAAUGGUCACACAGAUGGGUAGGAAAAAAUUUUAAACCUGAUUUUGUAAUGAUUAUCACAAUUUCAAUGACAGUUUUGCAGUUUUGUAGCAAGCUUUCACACUUUGUUCUUUUUUAAUGAUUGGCAUGUAAAGGUUUUAGUGAGAUGGUUACUGGUAUAAAUAAAUGUAAGUUCAAAGAUUUUAGGUUUUUUUGUUUCCAAAUGAUGACAUUGAAAAAAUGUUGAACUUGGAGCCCUGUGGAGGGUGUAAUUAUAAUAAUCUUUUGAACAUUUUACGAUGUAUAAUUAUUUUGUUUUUUAUUAAAUACAUUAGUUAUCUGUUACUGAAAUAUUUCUUUUUAUGUUUACAGUUACUUCUGCUCAUGGGAUUGGGCAACCAACAGUUAUCAACUUUUCCUUGCUCUCUAAGACCUGUGAAGAAAAAGGUAUCUGAAAUGCAUCAACAUGUGAUUUUCUACUCAUUUUAUCACAUUUGUUGAACCCUUUACAUCCUAACAUCAGUAUCCAUAUUCUCUAUACUCUACUUUAUACAUUUCCUUUACUACUGACAAGAAGAUUUCAUUUAACAAUCAAUGCUUCUUAGUUUGGCAAUUGUUGCCAUAAUUUUCAUGACUUAUAGCUCCUCUUAGGGUUAACCCUUUGACUCCCAUGAGUGACCAAGACAGAAUUUCUCCUUUCAAUAUCAAGCAGACAAUUGAUGAGAAUGAUGGAAAAUAUUGGUCAGGGGAUUAUAGGUUGAUCCAAUAACAAAUUCUCCAAACUAACAUCACAAGAACUGUAUGGCAGACAGUAACUACUAAUGAGAUCUUGGUAUUUAAAGGGUUGAGAGGGGAAAUAAGAAUCAAUGGUUAACUACUGAACACUGGCAUUGAAUUUAUGGUUGUCCUUUAAUAAAAACACAAGGUUGGAUACUUCAUCAAGAUGACGCUGAUGAUCUUGAAAGGCAGACAUUGUUGGAAUGGGCUCGUUCAAGGUUACAGCAAGUUAUCAGCGAAAAGUAAGGCUUUUUCUCUAACUUUAACAUGUUUCCACAAUUUUGUUUAGGAGCCAAAAGUUGAAUGGUUAUUAUUGAAUUAAGGUCAUGAAUGAUCACAUAAUCUCCAUAUAUGUACAAGGAGAGGGUGAUCAAGACAUCUGAUUAAACAGCACUGCAUUGUAUUUAUACCAUAAUUAAUAUACAGUAUCAUAGAAGACAUCCAAUCUGUGAUUGUUGUCACCUCUUGAUUAUAUUACUUGUAAUUUUACUUUUGUCUCUUCCUUUGUCUACAUCAGGGAAGAAAUGAAGGAAAAAGCAAGAGAACUUAAGAUAGAUGGCCCGCUAGUUACCAAGUUUUAUGGUGACACCCAAAGGGAGGCAACCAUGAAAUACAAGAAAGGGGUGUCAUGGGCAAAACGUUGGAAAAAUUUGUCUGAAGAGGACAAAAGACCAAAGUUCCUUACUUCUCUACCUGAUGGCACCUCCUGUUGCUAGUAUCCUUGUUGUAUUUCUCUGUAAUGUGUAUAAUAUCAAUGUCACCUUCUCUGACCUCUUACAUCAUCAGAAAAACCAGUAUCAAUUCAGUGGUGUUAAUUGGGUGUGUGUUACCACACAGGGUUUGGCUGUGGGGGUUUGAACUUCUUGGAAGAAAAUUAUUUCCAGACACAAAGUACUAGUUUUGAGAACCUGAUGUAAACUGGGAGGUUCAGGUUGUAAAUGUUCGUUAAAUUAUAUUGUUUUUGAAUUAUAGCGAUCCUUAAACUUUGGUCUGGUAGACAUACUCUACAACACCCUGUUGUUGAUAUGCAGAAAUUUAUGUAUUCUAAUUGGUUUUAAUUAAUGGGGAGGCAUGAUAAUCUAUUUAUCUAUUUAUUUGUUUCAUGCUUGGCGCAGGGUUGUAAGGCCUUUGCAACACAUUUCAACCCAGACUUCCCUCAGGGACACUAGAAGCUUAAUAUAAACAAGUUUAAGCAUCAUUUGUAUACAGAAGUUAUUGUUUCCAUGACAUAAUACCUUCAGCUACCCAUCUGGUCGUAUAGCAAUGUGUGCUAGUUAUCCAGGCCCUAAUACACCAGGACGAUACACUGUUGUCUAUGGAGACUCUGCAGACAGCCCAAUGCUGGCUACAUUUGUGGCGUCUGGCCAGGGGUGUUGUUACCACAAGAAUGGAAGCAUCAGGUAACAUUGCUUGAGGAAACAAUGUUUUGUUCAGAGAUAGUAAUUCAAGAGUUUUAUAAACCCAGUUAAUCAAUCAAUACAAUAUUAGCCAAUUAAUGAAUGUGUGUUCUCUUUCUAGAUUUGUUUCAACUGUAAAAUUUGGAGCCGUCAUGGGAGAGGUAGGAAUACAGUAAUGUUACUUAUGAAUACAGUACCACCUGUAUCAGUUAUGUUCACCUUUCUUUUAGUCUCGGAAAAUUGCUAGCAUUUCAUGUUUUUUCAUGAUCACCAGUUUCUUUUCAGACUGAAUGUCAAGUAUGCUUACAAAAUACACCCUCUCCACUUGAGGUCACUUGUGGAUUACACAAAUAGUAUGAGUAAGGAAAGAGGAGAGGCCUGAUGCAUGUGAUAACCUGAUGUGGUUUGUCUAGGGCUUUUACCUUGUGUUUGUUGAUUUGCUAAACAAGAAAACAUCAAACACAAUGAUGUAUUGACUGUUCUCUAUCGCGGAUUCUUUCUAAAACAAAAAUUACUGUUUUAUUCAGGAUGGUAACAUAGAGCAGAAGUGGAAAUGGCCUUUGGGAAGACUACAGACAACUGUUGUUGUGCAGGUUUGCUCAUUUUGUAUUACUGUACGUUGUAGGAGUAGGAAUAAAGGGCAGGUGAAGGCUUCUUUAGUUAUUGGGAGAUAGUAUGUCAGAAAUCAUGUCACUGAAAAACCUUCAUGGGGAGUAUGUCAGUUAGGCUAUCGUCAUGUACACCCAUCAUACCCAUUUCAAUGUCAUUUCUUUACAACUUAUUGGAUGUGAGCUUUUCUAGGGUAUUUUAAAACACAUAAGAAAUUGCAGUAAGGUUUCAAAGCUUAUGCUUGAUUUUUUUUAUCAUUGACUCCCCUUGCAGAUUUUUUCUUGCAAUAUUUGUUAGAAUACAGGGUUCUAUUUAAUUGUUUUAAUACUUAAAUGACCUGCCUUUCUCUUAUACUAAAAAAUGGUGCACCCUAUGCGGGUGGGGCUGGUGAAUUUAAUCAGCCUCAUAGUUGGUGAGACCCUGGUGCAAAGCAGCAGUGCAUUGAAACAUGAUACAAGGUGCUUUGGGUGGAAAAACUUUAAGGGACGUUUUUUUUUAAUAUAAUUUUUUGUUUUUUUUCUGUAGCUGAAUAACUUCAUUAAUCUUCGCUGCGUGAGUCAGGCUGGUAUAACUUUGUACUUCAGUUGUCAGAAUGAGACAGCUAAGUUCCACGUUGGAAUGCCACAAGGAUCAAAGCCUGUCAAACUUACUGAACUGGUACAGUUGUGUUUGCGAUAAUUUAUGUUCUAUGUUUGAAUUUAUUAUCUUGUUUGAAAAUAUAGUCAGUUCUUUUCAUUACAACAACUUAGCCAUGUUUUCCCUUAACACAGGGGUAUCUUCAAACAAACAUGAAGUUUUCAUCAAAUGCAGCCAUGUUGGUAUGUAAUAAUAAGAUUUUAGAUGUUUACAAAAAGUAUGGUAGAAAGAAGACAGCCUGAGUUAUAGUGUAGAUGACUAUUUCUGGUAUGGUGGAGGCCAUAUUUGUACUGAGCUGUUACCUUUGUGUUUUACAACUUGUAUUUGUAUUAUGAAAUCAGCCGAAACAUAUCAAGUAAACUCUGAUCUCAUUCACAGUCCAUGAAGCCAAAGACGAAGAAGAAAGAAGAAAAGAGGAGAAGAAAAGCGCAGGUAUUGGAUUGAUUUAAAUAUUCUGCACGGAGUUGGCUGGGGUCGGGGGACAGGGAGGGGGGCUGGAGUAGAGAUGUGAUGGAGGCGUGGCAGAGGUGACAAAGUCUUUGAAAUCAAUGCUCGUUCGGCCAGAUAUGAGAUGAAAAAAUGAGACGCAACUUGAUCCGAUCUUCAUCUUUCAUUAAUUCGUAUCCUGUAAACUCCUGUGGUUUGUAUCCCUGUAAUCCCUGUUCGAUACCCCGGAAUAUAUAUUUUAAAUAUUCUGUACUCCGUUGAGUUUUUCCUUAAGUAUGCCGUAGCCUUACAAUUUUCUACCCAAAUAUUACGUAUUCCGAUAAUCCGUAAUAGGGCCUCACCCAUGUAAGUAGCCUUGCAGCAUUUUAAAGUCAGGAAGAUUAAGAAAUCAAGCCACCAUUCAUUUGUUUUCCCUUUUUCUUACCAAACAGAAACUGAAAAACCCAGGAACUAUCUCUGCAGAAGUACUCGAGUUGCGCCAACAAGAAUUAGAAGAGAAGUUUCCAGAGAGAAAGGAACUGGAUUUAGACGCACCAUGGCAAAUGGAUCUUUUGAAACUCCAGCGGAAAGUAAAGUGAGUAAAACUUAAGACUUGCACAUUAUUUUAGCCCAGACUGACGAUUUAGAAUCUCAACUGAGGUUAAUGUAGCUCAAAGUUGCUUUUGUCUUCAUUCCGACGAGGAACAUAUUCUUCCUGUUCUCAAAUGGCUUUUUGUCCUCUUUGUUAUUUUUCUUGUUAGGGGCCUGAUUUUUGACUGGAUGGAACAUUAUCGUGUAGCUGUUGGCAUAUCCCCUCCAUUCCGUUUUUCGUCCCGUUCAAAACGCCGUGCCAUGUCACAUUCCGCUCGAUCAAUGCCAGGUGCUCUUCCUUCAGGGUUCGAGGCGACAAGGGCCUCUAUACGUCGAUCUCCCUCGGCACCCCCCAUCCCACACCCUAAAGGCAAAUCUUGGUACCGUUCUAGUUCUCAGUUGGGCACACGUCCGCAUAGCUCAGUAGAGAAAAGCAAGGUUACGCGGAUUGAAGACAGCAGAAGUGUAACUAUUGAAGUACCAACCAGGGACAUGCAAAGUUCAAGGAUCGCCAGUAAAGUUCCCUCUGCAGUUUCAGGGUAAGAGGCUAAGUUUACUAUCAUUAUCUUGUCUGCGUUUUUCAGUAUCUUCACGUAGUUACUUUGGUAUCCAGUUUAACUGUUUGGAAACGCCUCAACUCUGUACAGACAAUGAUCAAAGAAAGAAGAGAUGUAUGAAUUUCAUUUGUUGAGACUCGCUGAGGUUUAGCUUCUUCGAAGUGAAUGAAAAUUCUUUGAGGUUACAUUUAUUAUUCUCUCUCUAGUUCUCACAGUCCGACGCACACCACACCACGGAGCCCUUUCCGCUGUGGAGUGACACAGCAGGCUCGCGUUGCCACUCCUCCGAGAAGUGGGUGUCCUGUGUAUCCUUUUUCCAAAAAACUUGCGAUUUUUUUUUUGUUAAUAAAGUCUUUCAUUACUGUGUGCCAUGAAAAUUUUGUGCGAGUUAUAUUCUGUGGAUUGGUGAUUUGCGAGAACCAAGAAAUGAGAUGACCAAAAUUUCUGCUUGGAAAUAGUUUUCGCAAAUUUUGCUUGAGCAGGAAAACAUCAAGUGCGACGAAGUAACGCUUUAUUUCAACUUUGAUAAUUUAUUAAGUUACUGUGCACUGCGUUAUUUGAAACAAACUCGAUCAAGUAUUACAUGGUAAUACAUUACUAUCCUCGAGUACCAAUGUGGCAGCAAAAUUGAACAAAGAGCCUACCAAUUGCCCCUGUCUACUCUUCUGGAGUUUUUAAGGGACUAACGAUGGUGAGUUUUUGCAGCAAUAAAGACGCAAGACAUUUUUGUGCGGGAACUCAUUCAGUUUGCGCAUUGACGUCAAUCCAGCAAGAAUCUAACCGACAAAAUUUUCAUGAUACGCGGUCUCUCUACGGUUUUGUGUCUUUGGUGUGGCUGUGAUGUGUCUGUGUAUUGCAACGCGACGCACCAAAUAGUCGAAUGUAAAGUGGAAUGAAGAUUUAUCUUUAAGCAAGGAAACAUUUGGCUGGACGAGCAGAUAACAGCACGUAACUGACCGGUUUACCUUUUCGUUGGUUUACAAAUCCUUGACUGGUUGCUUAGCGCUUUGAGAUCUGAGGUGCUCGGACAGAAAGAUCCACAAUGCAGGUACUUCAACUGAAUUGAAAUAUCCAUCAACUGAGUGAAAGAUUUUCAGAUGACUCUACGACAAUGUGAAAUUAAGGUUGAUUUUGCGGCUGAUAUUUCUGCCCAUUUCAAUCGUCACGGUGUCAAAUAAUCUAAACCGUAACGUUAAUUAGAAUUUUUACAUUUUACUCUCUUUAAACACAGAUGUGAUCGUCGGAAGAUUCCUCUCGUCACGGACUUGGAGUACGACUGUUUUAUUACUGAGCACGUACCCAGGACUCAACUGCUGGUAGUCAGUGUCACGUCAUCUCAGUAAGUGACUGUCACGUCAUGUCAUUUUUCGACUUUCUUGCGGCAGUUUUGAUUUAAAAGUUGCAGUAAAAUGUUUCCAUUACUUGAGCUCCAUUUUCGCGGUUGCAGAUGAUUUUUACGAGUAUGCAAUUUAAGAAAAGAAACUGACUUUAAGAUUGCUUGAAGCUGACAAUUAACUUGUCCGGAAAGUGUUUCAAAAUGCACUUGGAAGUAGAGUAUGUUUAAAUUUUCAAAAUUUUCUGAGCAAGGGUACCUCUGACCCCACCUCCGGACCUCCCUUCGGCCCACUUUAAUACAAAACUUAAUCGUUUGGCCCCUCACUUCAAAAUUCUUUUUUCGGUGCCCGUCAUCAGUAUUAUUCUACAGCAUGCGUCCAUUUUUCACUUUGAGCCCAGUUGUUUAAAAGAUAAAGCAAUCCUACGGAUACAUUGCUAUUCAGCGGACGUGUCAACAAAACAUGCUUCGCUAUCCACCAGAUAAAGAUUUAUUCUGCGGGUAGCGUUUCCACUCCUUAAACAAUUGAGGUCUAUUAUUUAAAUUGCAUACGCUUAUAAGGGACCAUUGAAUAGAUAUUCUUUCUUUGCUAUUACAGACACCCCGAUGCAAAUCCUUGUGACAGCAUGCUGGAUCAACUGUUCCACGAGAAAAACCGUAACAGGUCUCUACCUUGUGUACAGGUAAAAUUUCUUCCUUCAUCCAUGCUUUUAUUAAAGGGUUUCCUUAGCAACUUGGUCGUUUCAGAAGUCACUUUGUGUGAGUACUAUGGCAUUUUUAGAGGUAUCCCUGUGUUUUUAACACUUAUUAACGAGAUAACACUGUUCCUAUCAACAAAUCGACAGUACCUGUGGUUUAUCUUGGUCUGUACUCUUAUUGACAACGAUGAUUGUCAUCACUGUGGUCAAAUAUUGUAACAGUAUCUCAACUUUUUUUUUUUUUUACGUUAUCCACUCUCCUUCCCUUUCCUCCCGACAGGCACAGAAUGAUCCUUUCCGAUUGGUACGUUACGACAUUUCAUCAGCAUCGCACUUUGGUACUCAGUCCCAGCCUCUUCUUCUCAGACGACAUAACGCCGUUCCAGGAAUGUUCUUGGUAAGGUUUGCACGGUUACUAUUGGCUCACUCUAUUAAUGAUGCUCAGUAAAGUGUUACCUUUGAAAUUUGAAUAACCCCCUACUCCCCUCACCCACUCACACUGGAAUUCCUGUCCAUUCUCCUGAAUGGGAGCCUUGAAGUAAGGAUAUAUUUAAAGACAAGUAACAGAAAUUCACAACUUUGUCACAGAUGUACACUGGUGGAAGACUUUUAUUUGCUGAUCAUAUUUUCAAUGGUUAUGGAAAUGCCAAAAAAGAUUUCCUCAAACAGGUAUUUGUUCAGUUUUGUUUUCGUGUCAGCUUUCAAUUCCAUUUCACUUGUUUCCUGAUUUACUGACGGGAAACCAUUUUUCUGCCUCAGAUAAUGCGAACAAGGAAGGACGCUCUGGAGGGCAAAUCCCUCCCAGCCGACUUCCGUUUGAGUCCUACUCGCGGUCGUUCAGGCCCAAGAGCUGCCUGGGGCGGAGAGAUCGGUGGUGUGAAAAUAAGUGAACGAGCUCUUAACAUGAGUCCAGCUUUCCGAGAAAUGCAAGUGUCUCACAGCAACACAAGGCUGGAUUCUGCAGCCACGACUGCAUCUUUAGGUUCAAUUUCUGUUGAUGUCAGGUAAGGUGUCACUUCGUCAAACGUUACUCGUGUUUUGGCAGGUGGAUAACAACUCUCGUGGAAAAUACUUGAAAGAAAAAUACUUCCUCUCCAAAGUAAUGAGACUGGCCAAUAAGAAGAGAGAAAAUUUGAAAAUUGUUAUUUGUUAAUCAAAAGGUAUGCCUUGUCUGUCUCAAACACCACGGUAUAGGGAUUUUUUUCCUGUAAAUCAAUCGCAGUAGAUAUUAUGUACCUGUUGAGUGAGUGGACGAGCCCGACAAGGAAAUAGUUGGCCAGGCUUCAUGAAGUAUGGCCCGAGCGUUAGAAGGACACGAUAGACGGGCGCACGCACGAACGCACGCACGCAAGACAACCACAAAAAAUGAUUCUGCAAUAAAAAAUUUUCCAUAAGUUUUUGGGUCAGAACAAAAAAGUCGCAGUUCAUCUUCAAGUUCACAAUUAGAAUUCAUGUUUUCCGUAGAAUUUUAAAAAUAAUUACAAAGCUGCAGGAAUACAGGGCCGGAUAACUUUUCCCAGACCAUCUCCGACCCAACACACGUCAUGUUAUCACAUGUAUGCUAUUUUAUAUUACUCAUCUCUCUUUGUCAUAUGUCUCAUUAAGAAUGUGUAGUAACUAUUGCACUGUUUGGUUUUCUUGCAGGGGUGGAGCUAAUUCAGCGGCAAGUUUUGUCAAUUUUGGUUUGUCAAUAGACAGUCCAUAUCCGAUGAACUCUAAAAAAUGGAUGACUACUUCAGAGACAAUCCCUGAACAUCGUCGAGUACAGACAUCAGCCUGGUAGCCUAAAACUAAAACGAGAUAGAUAAUAAAAUAGUUUAUUGAGAAAGAUAAAUUCUUAUUUAUUUCUACUACUUCGCAGAACUCAGUACCAAAGAGGAAAUAUUUUUGUCACCGCUUAUUUUAAGAGUACAAGUUUAUUCAUUAUUUCACGAAUGAAUAAAAGAAAACUCUUUUCAGAACAAAUUGAAAACUUUAUUGAACUGCAUCAAAUAGAGAUAGUAAAUAUGUUUUUACCUACCAGUCGUUGUCGGCAUCUAUAGAGUAUUUUGAACGGUCGAUUAAAACGGACUCUGUUGUUUUUGUUCAGGUAUUGAGCUUGUUAAAUCCAAACCAGUUUGAAAAAUCGUAAAGUGAUUUGAUUUCUCCGACCUGCUUCAAUUCAAUACCUUUAAACUUAAAUAUUGACACAUAACGAAAAGACUUACAGCAUCUGUAUUCUAAAAGAAAGCGCUACGAUCUACCGUCGACUUCAAAUACAUCAAGACGAACGAAGUCUUAGGAAAUGAAAGUGGGUUACUCGGCAUCUACUGAGUAAAGAGGUGGAUACAUCACUAAAAAUUAUCCAUAGGGCCUCUAUUUGCAUACAUUACAGGAUAUAGGUCAUCACCCGCUUUCCUAUAUAAUAAAGAUAAAAUCUGAAGAACUACGCGGAACCUUUCGAUGUUUUUCGAGCGCUAUGAACCCGAUCUAAGAGUGUUCAUCCGCGGCACUUAUCAGUCUGUUGAGUGGGUAUCACAGACUGAGUUAUAUUUGUGUGUCCCUGUAUUAAAUCGGCGAUGGAUGGAACUGGACUGCUCGUGGUUUUGAGAUUCUUCAGAUGUCACCCGGGCGAGUAUUUUAACUAAGACUUCAUUUUAAGUUCGGUCAUGUUUAUCAAAUUCAGCCGUCGAGGGCGUGUAAAAAAGAAUUUCGCUAACAGAUUGAGGCGUGCGUCUCGUGUUGGGCUAAGAUUUAGGACAUUGUCGCGACAGUAUUGAGACAUGAGAAUGGCUGUCGCAUACAACAUAUUUACGUGAUUCAUCUUAACCUUAACUUGACUUUUCGAGAGUGUUUUCAAUUCGAAUCAGGAACAAUUGAUCGCAGAGUACGAAACGUGUCUAAAUUUUUUUCGACCUGGUGAUACCCCGGCCUUGCACGUUAUACAAAUACACGCGCUUAGAUAAUGGAACUUUGCUGUUAAUAAUUUAGCUGAUCAUCCUAAGUUAAAUCCAUCUUCCGUUUUUCAAUUUACAUUAAUUUGUAAAGUAAACGUUACGGCAAUUUUCAAACAAAAACUAUUUUGAAAAAACCUAUAUAAACACCUCAUGUAAUCCAAACAGCAUUAGCAAGGUGGCUGGUGAUUGGUUGAUUUAACAGGUGCAACAGGUGAUCUCCCAUUUAAGUAAAUGUGCUAAACCUGUAAUGCUCUUGUCUUUAACCACGCAUGCGCGUUUGCAAAUGGAAGAAUUACUUACACAAAAUAAGACUUCACUGAUUACCUUGAAAAGCACUGUAUUGAACGCGGGCGUUUAUAGAGCGGCGGAGUGUCGGUUAAGGUAAUGCAUAUUGCAAUAUCAUACGCUUGGGAACUACCUGAAUCGAAAAACAAAUGCUGACGUUUGGAUUGAUCAAAGGAUUUCACGCAGCGAAUUAUAGCUUUUUGUUAACAAUCAGCUAUGAUUCCCUAGCAAUAGGAAUUGUGCAAUUUCCAGCUUGUAGCCUCGGGUGAUUUAAAGCUGCAGUUCUCGAUCAGCGUCUUCACGCUCGGAAAGCGAACAAGUCAGUGGGCCGGUCAAAAAGUUGACAGCAUUAGAUUCAGUUCGCCAGAUAUGAUACGCAAGAGAUUGCCUAAAUCAGUGACCGUCUCACUUGUUACCAUUUGCAUCAUAAGCGCUAUUGUCGUUAAGUAUUACAGCUGGGAAACUGUGAAGGAGGAAGCAUUUGCAAUCGGUACUGAGCAAGGCAUUCUUCGCGGAAAAAACCUGAUUGAAAACAAACAAGGGGAGAUUCACAGGGAAGAAAAGCAUGAGGAAACUAAACGGUAAGUGAAUCAAAAGUUUUUUCUAAAAGCUGCUCUUCCUCUUUGUCAGUCGUGGUGGUGGCAUUUUUAAAUAAAAAUAACAGGUCGUGUAUUUAUACAUCCAAACGAAAACAAAUACACGUGAUUAAUAUCUAUGUGUUGACAGCUCAUUUCAGCGAUAUUGUCGUGCGUGCGUGUGUUGCUUUAUUUAAAGUAAAAUGUUAAAAUUAGCGUAAGGGAGUUACUACACUGUCGUAACAACAGAUUUAAUCCUGAUAUCAUCCGCCUUCUUCAAAUGCCGACAUUGAUAUCAAAGUGAAAAAGAAUAUUGAGAAAGCUUAUCUACGCAAUCGUGAGAGAGGUUUUUCACAAGAGAUUUUGAUAUCAACCACUUUGAUCAUGCCUUCAAUGGCCAUAAGUUGUCCAAAUUCUUUUACAAUCAUGUAAAAUAACCACAUUUAAUGUAAUUCUUUCUAUUCAUAGAUUUAUGUUCUUCGAUGUUCAUAGCCUCAUAAAACCUAUUUAAAUUUUCACAUUUUCCUUUUUCGAUACCUAUUUGUUCUGAGGGCCAUAAGUUGAAAAAAAUGAAUUCUACUCACGUGCUUACCAAUCUUGUUCUAAAAUUCUUAAAAGGUCUUUUAUCAGAAUGUGCCUUGAAAGCUAUUGAUCGUUCAAUAUCUUGAGCACGACCUUGCUGAUCUCUUUUCCACUCAACCUAUUUUGAGCACUUGCAUCAAUAAUAACUACUUUAUUGUCAAGUAUCAAGAAGCAUUUGGUCUUUUAAAGUGAAUGGAAACUAAAAGCGAUAACCGCAGGACUUUUGAUGCAGUUUUGUGGAAGGAAGCUGCCCUAAAAUAUUGCAAAUACUGCGCCCUUAUGUCAGAGUCCAUAUUCUCCAUGCUCCUCUUUAUACAUUUCCUUCGGUUCUGAGAAGGAGAAUUUGUUUAAUAAUCAGAGCUUCUUGAGUUAGCGAACAUGUCCUUUACUCUUAUGUCCUUAACGAAUGAUAUAAGGGUAUCAUAGUAGGGAGAUAUUAAAGGUUGAUCAUUCUAAGUAUUCAAAGGCUUAACAAAGCCGUAAACAAAUUAAUGUAAACCUAACUGCUCAUUUUGGAUUAAUGUUUUUAUUUUGUUUGCAGUUGCAAGCCAAAAAAAAAUGUGGUUUUCCUCAAAACUCAUAAAACAGGGAGUAGCACUAUCACGAACGUUUUCAACCGUUUUGGCGAAAGAAACAAGCUUGUAUUUGUUGUUCCAAUAGAGAAACAAAAUCGUUUAGGUUGGCCAUGGUUCUUUCAAGAAGAUCACAUGAUUCACUACAACAACAUCAAGCCCAACAUACUUUGCAGCCAUUCGCGUUAUAACCGAGCAGUCUUGGACCGAGUCAUGCCGAAAGACACUGUAUAUGUGACUAUUCUUCGGGAUCCAGUGGCUCAGUUUGAGUCAACUUUCUCUUACAUGACAUUUGGGGAAAUACUGGGCAUUUCGAACGAAACAGAUCCUUUAGAAGCCUUUUUUGAAAACCCAAAGGAUGUUUUAGUUAAUUAUAUACUCACCCAAGACUUGCGAAUCAACAGCGAUCGAUUGAAACUUAUUCGAAAUGGAAUGUUCUUCGAUUUGGGUCUGGAAUCAAAAGAUUUUGACAACAUGGAAGAGAUUCGGCAAAAUAUCCAGCGACUGGAUCGAGAAUUUCACCUGGUGAUGUUAAUGGAGUAUUUUGAUGAAUCACUGAUCAUGUUGAAAAAUCUUCUUUGCUGGGAUAUAGAGGACGUCGUUUAUUUCCAUCACAAUCAAAGAAAAAAGACUCAAAAAAGGAAUCUAACAAGUGAGCUGGUGACCCAGAUUGAACAAUGGAGCGGUGCGGAUAAAGCACUAUAUGAUUAUUUCAAAGUUUCGUUUUUACGAAAGCUCAGCAACCAAACUCCGAAUUUCUUUCGUGAUAUUUCUGUAUUAAGAAAAAAGAAUGCUGCUUUGCGAGACCAGUGUUUAGAUUCUACAACAGAAUAUGACGGAGAUUACCAAGACGUUGAGAUUCAAGAAUUUAAAAUCAAGAAAAAUCUGACGAAAGCAAUGAAGACUUCGUGUGAUAAGAUGACUUGGAAUGAAGUCAAAUAUCUUGGUUAUUUCAGGUAUAAACAGAAAAAGUUAUUAACGACUAAAACUUCAUCGAGAACGCUAUGGGAUGAAAUUGCCACUUUUGUGCCAUUUGUAUAA
This is a messenger RNA of Pocillopora meandrina, 15443 nucleotides long. Lineage: Eukaryota; Metazoa; Cnidaria; Anthozoa; Scleractinia; Pocilloporidae. The record is from the annotation of a GenBank genome assembly.